AACCUCCGCGAACGGCAGAAAGACGAGCAGAACCGAGUGGAACGCGCUCACACAUCGUCAAGCGAAAGGAAAAGAAGAAGAAGAAGAAAAAAAGGAACGAACAUGAAGAUCUCAGCGUGGCUGUUCGUGUUCGCCGUCUGCGCCGGCCAAUCCGCGGCGGACACGUUGGCCACCUUCUUCCGCCAGAAGCUGGACAACGUGCUGAGGGAGGCGAGCGGUGAUUGGCCGGAGAAUUUCACCGCCAAAGCGGUCGCGGUGACUCUCGGCAAGGACGGGCACGGCUGGAUGUCGUUCAGAGAGGGGCAACUGCACAACCUCUCCACGUGGACCCGCUCCGGGGACGUGACGAUGAAGUGCAAGCAGGACGUGGCGGCGCUGAUGUCUACAGUCGCCUUUCAGCCCUUGUGGGUCUCCCUCGACUACUGGUACGACAACGGCACGGAGCUGUUCUCGCCGGACGUCCUGUGGGCGGCCGUGUCUGGAGUCUCGGCACAGCUGCAGGUCGAUGUGGGCCUGGCCAAAGACACGCCGUCGACGGCCACUUUCCAACUGCAGAGCGCGGGCGCCGAGGUGACGCUGCACGAGAACACCACCUUCCAGAGCGACUCCGUCAAGCAAGAGGAGGUGGUCGCAGCCGUGAUGCGACACCUAGAGGGCGGGAGCGAGUCGGCGCUCGCCACGGUGCAGAAGAACAUCCAAGAUGUUCUGGCCGGCACACUCGCCAAGAUCUCCUGGGAUGAGAUACCCAAAAUAUGCGCUGCCGCUACAACACUAGCACCUACCACCACCACCAACACUGCUCCCCCUGCUUCAACAGCUCCUACCGAGAAACCUACAGAUACUCCUACCGAGAAACCUACAGAUACUCCUACCGAGAAACCUACAGCUGCUCCUACCGAGAAACCUACAGAUGCUCCUACCGAGAAACCUACAGCUGCUCCUACCGAGAAACCUACAGCUGCUCCUACCGAGAAACCUACAGCUGCUCCUACCGAGAAACCUACAGAUACUCCUACCGAGAAACCUACAGAUACUCCUACCGAGAAACCUACAGAUGCUCCUACCGAGAAACCUACAGCUGCUCCUACCGAGAAACCUACAGAUACUCCUACCGAGAAACCUACAGAUACUCCUACCGAGAAACCUACAGCUGCUCCUACCGAGAAACCUACAGCUGCUCCUACCGAGAAACCUACAGAUACUCCUACCGAGAAACCUACAGAUGCUCCUACCGAGAAACCUACAGAUGCUCCUACCGAGAAACCUACAGCUGCUCCUACCGAGAAAUCUACAGCUGCUACUACCGAGAAACCUACAGCAGCAAAAAAGAACCCCCAGUACUCUGCCGAUGAGAGCGGGAGGGCAUCCAGCGACGAGGGACGAAGGGAGAAUGACAUCGACGUGGCACUGACCAAGGAUCAAGCUGAACUCGUAGGCAAACUGAUAGCAGACUUGUUGAGUCAGUCCGGCGAGUCGUUCCCCAGCAAACAUUUGGAUCCUUACCAACUUGCAGACUCCGAGCAGGAACUUUACCAGACCCAGGACGGCGCGGCGACCCUGAACAUCGACCUGUUCUGGCUGAGGAACCUGACCGUCGCCGGGGACCCCGAGUACCAGAUCGUCGACAACUGGACGGCCACGGUGACCGCCGACAUCACAUUCAGCGACCUGCAGUACUCCGUCCAGCUCCUGGUCGACUCGACAAAGUCCACUUGGGAGGUCGAAGGCCACGCGGACCAACUCGUCGGGAAACUGGUCGUAUCCGUCCACGUGACGAACACCACCAACAGCACCGCCAGCUUCAAGAGUUUCCAGUUGAUGCCGUUCGUGUGGCUGACGGGCACCCCGACGCAAGGUCAGUCGGCGACGCGGGCCGUCGACGACCCCAAGGAGGUGCUGAGCGGCGUGAAGACCGCCUUCAAGGCCGCCGUGAUCCCCGCCUUGGUGGGCGCCGCCUCGGGGCCGGUGAAGAAGGCCAUCGACGGCAAGGUGUGGGACCUGGGCCCGGCGCUCGCCACCACGCCCGCCCCCCAGGUGCAGACGACCCCGGCGGCCGCAGCGCUCCCCGGCGUGCCCCGAGCCUGGGUCGUGGCGCUGGCCGCGCUGCUCGCCGCCUCCAGGCUGCUGUGAUCCUCCUUUCCCACCACCCUCCUCCUCAUCGUCCUUCAUGAUCCACCCACCUCCAGCUCCUUCACUCCCCAGCCGUUCCUCCAUCACGCUCCAUCCUCUUCCUCCAUCAACCUCCAGCCUUCUCUUCUUUCUGCAUCCAUCCUACAUCUUCCAUCUUCCAACAUACAUCCUCCUCUUCCUCAUUUAUCUUCUAACCUCAUCCAUCAUCCUUCCUUCAUCAACAUCCAGCCUUCUCUUCUUUCUGUAUAUUCUAUACCCGUCCAUCCUACAUCUUCCAUCUUCCAACAUACAUCCUCCUCUUCCUCAUUUAUCUUCUAACCUCAUCCAUCAUCCUUCCUUCAUCAACAUCCAGCCUUCUCUUCUUUCUGUAUCAUCUAUACCCGUCCAUUUUACAUAUUACAUCUUCCAACAUACAUCCUCCUCUUCCUCAUUUAUCUUCUAACCUCAUCCAUCAUCGUUCCUUCAUCAACAUUCAGCCUUCUCAUCUUUCUGUAUCAUGUGUACCCGUCCAUCCUACAUCUUCCAUCUUCCAACAUACAUCCUCCUCUUCCUCAUUUAUCUUCUAACCUCAUCCAUCAUCCUUCCUUCAUCAACAUCCAGCCUUCUCUUCUUUCUGUAUCAUCUAUACCCGUCCAUUUUACAUAUUACAUCUUCCAACAUACAUCCUCCUCUUCCUCAUUUAUCUUCUAACCUCAUCCAUCAUCGUUCCUUCAUCAACAUUCAGCCAUCUCAUCUUUCUGCAUCAUCUAUACCCGUCCAUCCUACAUCUUCCAUCUUCCAACCUGCAUCCUCCUCUUCAUCAUUUAUCUUCUCACCUACUUCUCCAUCAUUCAUCCUCCAACAUCAUGCCUUCAUAAACCUCUAUUUUCCUCAUAUUUCUAUAUCUUCUAUAUCCCUCCAUCCUACAUCUUAUGACCUGUAUCAUCGUUCCUUCAUCAACAUGUGUCCUUUUCUUCUCCGUUCCGUGUUUCAUCGUAAGACUGAGAACAAAGGCCCACUCUCCCGUUUCUUCUUCCUUCAGUGGCUGACACCUUAAAGCAAACCACUUCAACGGCGCUUAAAAAUUUACUACAUUCAUCAGAAUUUUUUUUAUCAAUAGACUGUACAUUCACUCGGAAUCAUAUGCCAUUAUGGAUAUAAACAUUUUUCGAGAACACUUAUUUUCUCUGUAACGUAACCAUAAACGGCAUAUUUACAUUAGUUAUCCUUUAUAUAUAUACGUAUAUAUAAACACACACACGCGAAAGAGGAGGUAUGAUUUCUUUAAAUUUUAUUAUAGACUUUCCUCUUCCAUAGUAGUUCGGUGAAAUGAUAUCAUUUCUACAGUCUCACACUGCCCGAUGAAAGUUCAUGUUCUCGCUCGAAAAGGUGUUACCAUGCCGCUAGGACCAGCGAGAUUCACCCUUAGCGCUUCGUUGAUUCUGUGUAUCACAAGCCUAAAAAAAAUGUUUUUCCAUUUGGUGAGGUCUUUGUUGAGGAAGCAUCCAGACUUUAAAUAGAGUCUGGGUUAUAAGUUAAAUAUUUUUUCUUUUUCUGUAUUUUUCAUAUAUAUAUAUAAAUAUAUAUAUUUAACUAUGAAGUACGAUAGAUGACUUAUAAAAUAAUAUGAACAUACAUAAAAAAGCACACAACUAACAAAACAAUAGAAAUUCUUAAAUAACUUUCAUCCAGGAUAUUGUAAAUGAAGUUUUUACAAAGUUAUCAGGCAAAUUGUCAAAUUUUUUUACGCGCGUUGCAUGACCUAUUUGACUGUGAAAUUUAAUCUCGUAACUGUAUCAGUUGGUAAAAUUUCACUCAUUACUUCGUCCUGGCAAACUUGAUUUGUGCGAAGGUCAAAUAGUCUGUAAAUAGCAGGUGUUUUAAAAUAUAAUUUUAGACAAACCAAAUCGUUCUUACGUAGACAUGUUUCAAUUUGUUGGUAGUAAAUAUUGUUGUUUUCAUAUCUGUUAAAAGAUAAUUAGAUAAAUACUGUGUAAAUAAUUUCAUUAAAUUAAACCAACAAUAUAUAGCAAUAUAUAGAUCAAUAGCUUACUUAGAAAAUUGUUAUAAAAUGUUUUAUACUAACGAUGAAUACUUUUGUAAUACAUUACUUCUUAAUCCCGUAAAGUGACAAUAUAUAAUCUCUUUUAAAUUUUUAUCAUCCAAACACUUGGUGAUUUAAUAAUUUUUCAUUACCUUUAAAUGUAAAGCAGAAUAUUUUUCAGCUGAAUAUUAUUGCACGAUAGUAAGAUACUAUAUAUCCAGAAAAUAACCAGUUCUUUUUAAAUUUUGUUACUUUUACUGUACAAUCUUUUUAUUUAAAAUUUUGUAAAUUCUUAAGUGAUUUCUGGUAAUGUAAAUUAUGAAAUAAAUAAAAGUUGGUUGUAUUUA
This is a messenger RNA of Bacillus rossius redtenbacheri, 4500 nucleotides long. Its product is annotated as mucin-5AC-like. The coding region runs from base 103 to 2130 and encodes 675 amino acids. The transcript has 8 exons. The record is from RefSeq and is a predicted model, not a curated record. Lineage: Eukaryota; Metazoa; Arthropoda; Insecta; Phasmatodea; Bacillidae.